Molecule: messenger RNA, 1497 nt
Organism: Kalmanozyma brasiliensis GHG001
Lineage: Eukaryota; Fungi; Basidiomycota; Ustilaginomycetes; Ustilaginales
Product: FMN-dependent dehydrogenase
Exons: 1
Coding region: 1-1497 (498 amino acids)
Biological process (GO): lactate metabolic process
Molecular function (GO): heme binding; L-lactate dehydrogenase (cytochrome) activity
Source: RefSeq, a predicted model, not a curated record
AUGCUCAAGUUCGACGAAGUUCAGAAGCACAACAACAAGGACUCGUGCUGGGUCAUCGUGCACGGCAACGCCUACGACGUCACCGAGUUCCUCCCCGACCACCCGGGUGGAGCGGGCAUCAUCCUCAAGUAUGCCGGCAAGGACGCCACCGAGGAGUACGACCCUAUCCACCCUCCUGGCACUCUCGAGGAGAACCUGCCCAAAGAAAAGUGCCUCGGUCCCGUCGACCCCUCGACGAUCAAGGAGGAGGUCAAGACCGAGAAGAAGCCCGCGGCCAAGCUCGACGAGGAUGCCAUCCCCCCUCUCUCGCAGUGCCUCAACCUGUACGAUUUCGAGGUGAUCGCCAAGAAGGUGCUCAAGCCGACUGCGUGGGCGUACUACUCGUCGGGUGCCGAUGACGAGGUCACCAUGCGAGAGAACACUUCGGCGUUCGGUCGAAUCUGGUUCCGCCCGCGCAUCUUGCGCGAUGUCAGCAAGGUCGACUACUCGACCUCUCUCCUGGGUCAAAAAUCCACCCUUCCCGUCUACAUCACCGCCACCGCGCUCGGCAAGCUCGGUCACCCGGAGGGCGAGAAGAACCUCACCGUCGCCGCUGGCAAAGAGGGCAUCAUCCAAAUGAUCCCCACCCUCGCUUCUUGCAGCUUCGACGAGAUCGUCGGUGCCCGAGUCGACGAGAACCAAGUCCAGUUCAUGCAGCUCUACGUCAACUCGAACCGCAAGAUCACCGAGCGCAUCAUCCAGAAGGCCGAAGCGGCCGGCGUGAAGGGGUUGUUCGUCACCGUCGACGCGCCCCAGCUGGGCAGGAGGGAGAAGGACAUGCGUAUGAAGUUCGACGAUGUUGGAUCCAACGAGCAGAAUCAGAACAAGGACACGGUGGAUCGAUCCCAAGGUGCUGCUCGCGCCAUUUCCUCCUUCAUCGACCCAAGCCUCAGUUGGGACGACCUUACCUGGUUGCGUUCGGUCACCCGCAUGCCCAUUGUAUUGAAGGGUGUGCAGACGUGGGAGGACGCCGUGCGCGCCGCGGAGAUGGGUCUGGCCGGUGUGGUGCUUUCCAACCACGGCGGUCGUCAGCUCGACUUUGCCCGUUCCGGAAUCGAAGUCCUCGGCGAGGUGGUCGAGGCGUUGAAGGCGCGCAACCUCUUCCCCAACCCCAUGUUCCAGAUCUUUGUCGACGGCGGUAUUCGUCGUGCCAGCGACGUCCUCAAGGCCGUCGCUAUGGGAGCUACCGCCGUCGGCAUCGGUCGACCCUUCCUCUACGCCUACUCGGCGUACGGCUCCGAUGGUGUCGUCCACGCUCUGCAGCUGUUGAAGGCCGAGAUGGAGAUGAACAUGCGUCUGCUCGGAGCACCGACGCUCAAGGAUGUCGUUCCCGAGAUGGUCGAUGCAAGGGCGCUCGGUACUCACGUCAACUUUACCCCCAUCAGCCACGGUCACCAGAUCUACGAGAAACUCAGCACCGCCGUCGGCAUGCCUAACGAGCCUGCUAACAAGCUCUGA